Molecule: messenger RNA, 5289 nt
Organism: Schistosoma margrebowiei
Lineage: Eukaryota; Metazoa; Platyhelminthes; Trematoda; Strigeidida; Schistosomatidae
Source: the annotation of a GenBank genome assembly
AAUGAAUCGUCAACUUUGAAGAUGACCUUGUCAAGUUUUGAAAUGAGACUCUGAGCGUAUGUUUGAAAGGCUAUAUGGGUGCAAGAUGCAUUCGAUCAACUGGCAACCAUGUUUCGUCUUUCAUUUAUCCAUAUUCGCACUUAGAUUGUUACUCAGGCGAUCAAUUUUUGAGUCCAUUGUCGUUUCAUACUUAUUGUACGUAUCUCUUGGAGGUUGGCGCUAUCAACGCAUCUUUAUUUUAACUAUUCUCAGAGACCUCGUGGGACUACGAUGCAUACUCAUGGUUCAGUUAAAUGUUCUCUGGCUCCAAUGGACGAAACGAACUUUUUCCGACAUGUUUGAAUAUACUGUAAAAAAACGGGGACCAGAAAAUGUUGCUAUUUAUUUUGAGGACCAAGUAUGGACCUUUGGGCAGCUGGAUGCGUAUUCAAAUAAAGUAGCCAAUUAUCUGGCGAAAUGUGGCUUUAAACGAGGCGAUGUAUUACUACUGUUUAUGAAUUCCUGUCCGGCAUAUAUUGGAAUAUGGCUAGGAGCAACUAAGGUCGGUGUUGCAACUGGUCUGAUAAAUACUAAUCUUUGUAAAGGAUCACUUAUGAAUUGUAUUAAAACGCUGAGUGCACGUGGAAUAGUUGUGGGUUCCUCUUUGAAAGAAACUUUUGAAACGGUCAAUGAGUAUAAUGAUUUAUCAUUAGAGAUGAUAUGGUUAGUUGAUGAGAAAAGAAGUUUACCAGAAACUGCCUAUUCUAAUUCAACUUCUUCAACGUAUAGCUGGAACAUGGCACUUGCACAAGUAUCACACUGUGCUCCGAUUCCACUUCCACGAAUCGCUAAUCUUCGUGAACAUUUGAUCUACGUCUAUACCAGUGGUACGACUGGUUUGCCUAAGGCUGCUAUUAUAACGAAAUUACGCUACACUCUAUUGGUUGUUGGUGCUAAAUACUCAUUUGGUAUUAGGCAAUCCGAUAUUAUAUAUGAUCCUCUACCGUUAUAUCAUUCAGCUGGUGGAAUAUGUGGAGUCGGACAAAUGUUAUUAUAUGGUAAUACAAUUGUAAUAAGAUCGAAAUUCUCUGCAUCACAGUUUUGGUCAGAUUGCGUAAAAUAUAAAUGCACAGUUGCUCAAUACAUUGGAGAGAUAUGUCGUUAUCUUUUAUGUCAACCUGUAAGACCAACAGAUAAACAACAUCAUGUACGAAUUGCAUUCGGUAAUGGUCUACGACCACAAAUAUGGAAAGCAUUUCAAGAACGUUUCAAUGUAAAACAGAUUGGGGAAUUUUAUGGUGCUACAGAGUCAAAUACUAAUAUUGCUAACAUGGAUAAUAAAUUUGGUGCAGUUGGUUAUGUUUCAAAGAUCAUUGAUGGUUUUUAUCCAUGCUAUGUCAUUAAAAUUGAUGUGGACACUAAAGAACCUAUUAGAGAUCCCAUAACUGGAUUAUGCAUACUAUGUGAACCAAAUGAACCUGGUCAUUUGGUAGCACGUAUUGGUUCAAAUGAUCCUUUUCGAAUGUUUGAUGGUUAUGUUAAUUCGGAAGCUUCCGAAAAGAAAAUUAUUCGAAAUGUUUUACGUAAGGGUGAUUUAUGGUUUGCUUCUGGGGAUUUAAUGUGCUGUGAUGAAUUGGGUUAUAUGUACUUUAUCGAUCGGUUAGGUGAUACAUUUAGAUGGCAUGGGGAAAAUGUAUCCACUUCAGAAGUUGAACGUGUUUUAGAUCAAGCUAUUGGAACAUUAACUGGGACUGUAUUUGGUGUUUCCAUUCCUGGGACAGAGGGCAAAGCUGGAAUGGCUGCUAUUGCAUUAGAAGGAUUAAAACUUAAUUCUAUAGAGGAAGAAAAUUUGCUUUGUCGAAUAAAUGAAGAGUUUACAGGGAACUUGCCUUCUUAUGCACGUCCUCUAUUCAUACGGUUGUGUCAAAAUCUGACGAUGACUGUUUUCUACACACUUCUCUUCAUUUCAAUCUUCUGUUAACAAACAUUCCACUUCCGACUGGUGUUAUAUACUACUUAUAUCUGCAUACAUCACAAUACCACAUUACACUAUAAUAAUAAUAAUCAUAAUUUUGAAAAAAAAACGAACAAUUAAACUGAUAAUUAAACUUUGUCACAUUCAUGUUCACGUACUAAAGUCCUGUUGUUUUCCUUCUCAUUUUUUAAACACAAAUUUUUUUUAUGAAUUAACAAUAUAUUACUUACUAUUAAAGCUUUAUUUAUUGAUAAUAAAAGAUAUCUGUUCAAGAAAAACACAACUAAGUUCCAGUUUCAAAAUUAGAGAGAGAAAAAAAGCGACAAUAAAGAACGAAAUAAUUAAACUUGAUUAUUCAUUGUACUAUUUUAACACUUGGAAUAGUUUAAGCUUUACAAAAAGAUACCAUGCACACAAACACACACACACACGCCAUGAAAAUUUUAUUAUAUUGGCAAAAAAUGAUAAACAAACCUUUAAUUAAGUUAUUGAUUUUUUGUUGUUGUUGCUACAUUGAAUGUGAAGUAAUGUUUGUUUGUUGUUUAUUUACAGAAAAGUAAUGUAUAACAGAUGAUAAUAGAUACUGUUCAAUAUAUAACGGAAACAAUUAGUACAAAAUGUAUUUAAAAUACUCAUUCUAAUUUCAUAUCUAUUUUAUCAUUUACUUGUUUUAUUAAUUAGGAAGUUACAUAUGAUAAUACAUUAUGAAUUUGUUUACUAUUGUCAGCUGGUAAUAAUUUGUGUUAUCAAUGAAAUUUGUUAUUUUCAAAUGAUUUUAGUAGGAAGUUUGAUUGUAUUUGAACAAAAUAUUAUUAAUUACAUCGUACCAAUGUACAGGUAAUUUAUGUACUGAGUAAGAGUUAGUCAGUUACAAUGUAGGACCAGACACAUACAUGCAUUGGUUCAAGUUUCCACAUCUCAAUUAGCACAGCAAGACGAACACCGGAUUCAUAGAAGGGAAGAGUAAAAUGGAAUGGUAUUAUAUGUAAAACUUAUGAAAUGAUACUUGAUUAUUUGACGAAUAUAAAAAAGUACAGAAAGAACGAACAGAUGUUCAUAACAAUUAUAAAAUAUUAAUAACCACUGCUACUUCUUUCAAUGAUGAUGAUGAUAAUAGUAAUAGUAUUAUGAUCGUAGUGAGGUCGGCGGUAAAAAGAUGCAUUCUCAAGGCCUCCACUACUCACAAUUUUUCGAUAUAACUUUUUCAGAAGCUUUGAUUUUAAGUUAAAAUCGAUUAUGCAUAUGAAUCGUGAUUGUGACAGAGGUCAGUUAUACUAUGGUGUAUGCACCAUAAUUGGUAGAUGCAGACUACUUGGUUAUGGUCCGCAUGACUAUUGUAACCAAUGGUUGGAGACUCUUGGUGACAUGGCUCAGAAUCGAUCACAAUGGCAUAGAUGCAUACACUCUGUCUUCCCUUAAACUAUGAGAUUAAAAUCGCUUCAUAUCUUUCUUUCUAUGAAGUAAUUCUCUCUUCUUGAACUAUAUCCUUAUAUGCAAUCUUUCUUUUCAAUAAUACCACCAUUGAAUUAUACUGCUUUUAUGAAUUUGGUGUUAAUCUUGUGUUAAUGAGGUAUGGCAACUUUGACCGAUGUAUAAAUUUGUCUGGUCCUACAUUGUAGAUAACUGACUGGAUGAAUUUUUACUUCUUUUAACUUCUUGUUGAUUGGAACAUGAAUUGAACAUUUAUCAUAUUUGUUUAACAACAUUGUAAAAACUUUAUAUGAACGUGUUUUCAUAUGAGUAUUUGAGAUUAAAUAUAUUUUUAAUCGAGUUUAAUUUAUGAUUGUUAAAAACUCGGUUUCAUUCCGCCUUUUUUGUUUUUUUUAAAAAAAUCUCGUUUAUUAUUCUAUUCUUUAUUUAGGUACAUUUAAAAUUAGCAAAGCAGAAAUCAGUCGUCUUGGUUUCGAUCCAAACAUUGAUCCAAAUGAUCAUGUAUACUUUUUAAAUCCGAAAACAAAAGUUUAUCAACUAAUAGAUCAACAAUUAUUUAAUGAUAUUAAUAAUGGUGUAUUUAUUUUAUAAACUAUACUAUUUGUAUUCAUCAUACUUAUUAUAUAUAUAUGCUAUUUAUAAUAACAGCUAUAUACAUUAGUUCUUUCGUGUGUAUAGUUAUUUUUAUUCUCUUGUUGUAAGUAUUAACUAACGGAUAGAAAAAGAGAAAAACAAACACAAACCUUUUCUCAAUGGUUAAACACGUUUUGUUUUUUGUUUUGUUUUCUCUUUUUACAUUCUUCCCUUUUCACCUUACCAUCUUAUUUAUUUGUAUUGAAAAACACUUUUUUUAAUGUUUAUUAAUGAACAAGUAAUUCUGGUCAAUUUAUUAGAAAAUAGAUUUUUUUUCUUUUUGUUCUUCUUUAUAUUCAGUUUACUUUAUUCUUGUUCUGUUCUUGUUUUCAGUUCAAGUGGAUGAUUUUGUUGACGAUUGUUUCAUUGUAUCUUGCUUGUUUCAUUUUUAAACCUAUUGAAUAUUGAAUGAAAUAUUCAAUAUGUUUUAUUUGAAUACUUCCAAUCAUUUCCAACUGUAUUAUCAUUUUCAUUUAUAAUUUGUAUAUGUGUGUAUAAUAAAGAAGUGAUAACUAUUAUAAGACUAUUUUGUAAGUAUGUUGUUAAUUUAUUAUUAUUUAUAUUGGUGGCAUAGUUAUACAAUUUCUCAAUAAAGAUAUAUAUUAAUUCAACCUUUAGAGACAAUAUAUAUAUGUGUAUUAGGAGUUCUAUUGUUUUAUUAUAAAUUUGUAAAAUGAUGUUCGAAAAAGUAAAUACUUCUUCAAUUGUAUGAUUUUAUUAGUGAAAUUUAAAAGAACGUUCAUAAUUAUCCCGACAUUCACUUUCAAUAAUAGAUCACUUAUAUCAAUUAUUGUUUGAUGUGAUCCCAUUUAUUGUAUGAUGAAUUUCUCUUCAUUGAUUCCCCUUUAACUACUUAUCUUUUAUGUUAUGUAACUUAUUAACAUUAAUAGAAGCUACAAUCAUAAUUUAUAUAAUAACACAUGUGCUAUUAUUCUUUGUAUAACUUAUCUUAUUUUGAUGUAUUUCAUAGUGUCUGUUUAUGAUUUUCAUAAUCAAAAUGGAAAAUAAACAAAACAAUACAAACAGCAGAGUAUUUAUCAUGUACAAGAUUCAAACAUUAGCAAGUAUUAAUUCCAUUAUUUGAUACACAACGGGUUUUUUUUUAUUUAAAAAAAACAAACAAGGUUUGCUUACUUAUAUUUGUAAUUUACAUUUUGUACUAUUUCUGGAGAAUACUUUUCUUCUUCUUUUUUUUAAUAUAAAAAAUUUUGAUAUAUAUAUUCUAUUUUGUUGUAUUUAUGAGGGCAACUACACAAUUUCAACGUGUUUGG